ACCGCCGCGCUUACUCAGCAGUGGGCGGGGCCACACGGCGCCUGACGUUGGGCAGUGUGAGGACGCGGCGUCACGGUUCAGUACCCGAGAGAACGGCGAAGAUAUGUGGCCGCUCCUGAGGCUGAUCCGGCGUCCGCUCAGCACCGCUGCACCCCGCGGACUAGUGUAUGAAAAGCACGGAGAGCCCACACAGGUGCUACGUUUGAAGAAUAUCGAAGUUCCUACUCCAACUAAUUAUGAAGUCAGAGUUAAAAUGUUGGCAGCCCCCAUAAAUCCUUCAGACAUCAACAUGAUUCAAGGGACCUAUGCCCUGUUGCCCCCGCUACCAGCUGUAGGGGGAAAUGAAGGAGUAGCUGUAGUAGCUGAAGUUGGAAAUCAUGUAUCUUCUGUGCGGCCUGGUGACUGGGUGAUACCAGUGGAUGCCGGUCUAGGUACAUGGUGUACAGAGGGCUUAUUCAGUGAGGAGGCCCUAGUGCGAGUCCCAAGUGACAUAUCUAUAGUGGGCGCAGCGACCAUCAGUGUUAACCCCUGCACUGCUUACAGACUGCUCUCUGAUUAUGAGACCCUUCGGCCAGGGGACUCGGUAAUACAGAAUGCCGGCAACAGCAGUGUGGGUCAGGCUGUUAUACAGAUCGCAAAAUCUUUGGGUAUUACUACCAUUAAUGUUGUGCGAGACAGGCCAGAUCUACCAGUCUUGGUGGAGAGACUUCGGAAUUUAGGUGCUGACCAUGUGAUCACAGAAGAACAACUGCGCAAGCCAGAGAUGAAGGAUUUGUUUAAGAACUGUCCCCGUCCGCGUUUGGCAUUUAACUGUGUCGGUGGAAAAAGCACAACUGAAAUGUUACGUCACCUGGCUCAUGGUGGCACAAUGGUGACCUAUGGAGGAAUGGCCAAGCAGCCGGUUACUAUCCCAGUGAGUGCUCUAAUAUUUAAAAAUGUGAAGCUCUGUGGUUUCUGGGUAACUAAGUGGAAAAAGGAUCGAUAUAACAAUCGGGAAGAAAUUACCAAGAUGAUUCGUGACCUCUGUGAUUUAAUCCGCAGAGGGAGGCUGCUUCCUCCCCCAUGCACUGAGUGGCCCCUGGAAGAUUUUACCCAUGCGCUGCGUAAUUCACAGACACCAUUCCUUUCCCGCAAACAAGUCUUGAUUAUGUAAUCAGGAGGUGAAUUUAUUUGCACACGUUGUAUGGCUGAGAGGCUAAUGACCCUGUCAACACAAUGUAUAUUUAUAGAUAUAUAUAUAUAUAUAUUUUUAUGUCUGUGAAAUUUAGAUUCCAAUCUAAGAAUAAAUGUGACCGUAUAAAUGAGUGGUGUUUUACUUGUCUGUGUAUAAUGCCUCUUAAGAACAUCCAAAACUUCCAUUCUAUUGCUAGAAUAUAUUUAUUGCAUUACCUUCAGGUCUGAUCCAUUCAUGGUGACUAAUGUAUGCUGUACUAAUGCUGUGUCAGUGUAUUCCAGGCUUAUAUAUAAAACAAAACCCCUACAUCUCCAUGACAGACUUGCACAAUAUACAGUUUUGAUGUACGUAGAUUGCAUAUACGUGUAAAUAAAACAGAUGACA
Messenger RNA from Bufo bufo (common toad), 1558 nucleotides. It is a transcript of the gene MECR, whose product is annotated as mitochondrial trans-2-enoyl-CoA reductase. Gene Ontology annotation, cellular component: mitochondrion. The coding region runs from base 104 to 1153 and encodes 349 amino acids. Gene Ontology annotation, biological process: fatty acid metabolic process. The record is from RefSeq and is a predicted model, not a curated record. Gene Ontology annotation, molecular function: trans-2-enoyl-CoA reductase (NADPH) activity. Lineage: Eukaryota; Metazoa; Chordata; Amphibia; Anura; Bufonidae. The transcript has 10 exons.